Molecule: messenger RNA, 2409 nt
Organism: Pyrus x bretschneideri (Chinese white pear)
Lineage: Eukaryota; Viridiplantae; Streptophyta; Magnoliopsida; Rosales; Rosaceae
Product: probable metal-nicotianamine transporter YSL6
Exons: 7
Coding region: 170-2212 (680 amino acids)
Cellular component (GO): vacuolar membrane
Molecular function (GO): oligopeptide transmembrane transporter activity
Source: RefSeq, a predicted model, not a curated record
AACGCCUCCGUGACCUUUCUCUGUUGACAACAAAAUCGCCAGCUACCUCUCUGCAACUGCACGCCUUCUCCACGCGCCGUCCCCUAAAAAAUCCGUUGACCUCGAUUGAACAAAAAAAAUCCCAAUUAAUAUCCCAACAAUCCACACCGUCUGAUCAUCUCUCGCUGUCAUGGGGACCGAAUCAUCAGCAGCGUCCGUGGAGAUAUCAGAUCCGUUGCUUCACGAUUCCGACGACAAAAUCAAGGCCGUAGAGGCCGACGACGACGACCGAAUCCCCGAAUGGAAGGACCAGAUCACCAUCAGAGGGCUGGUCGUCAGCGCCGUGCUCGGAAGCCUCUUCUGCAUUAUCACCCACAAGCUCAAUCUGACGGUCGGGAUUAUCCCCUCCCUGAACGUCGCCGCAGGGCUGCUCGGGUUCUUCUUCGUCAAAUCAUGGACUGGUUUCUGGGGAAAAUUAGGGUUUUCAGUUACCCCCUUUACCAGGCAGGAGAACACCGUCAUCCAGACCUGCGUCGUUGCCUGCUAUGGCCUCGCUUUUAGCGGGGGAUUCGGUUCGUAUUUGCUUGCCAUGGAUGACAGAACAUAUAAUCUAAUUGGUUCUGAUUACCCGGGUAAUCGGGCGGAAGAUGUUAUCAAUCCGAGCUUGUGGUGGAUGAGUGGUUUCCUGUUUGUUGUGAGCUUCCUGGGCAUUUUAUGCCUUGUUCCGCUUCGCAAGGUUAUGGUCAUGGAUUACAAACUAACAUAUCCCAGUGGGACAGCCACAGCAAUGUUGAUAAAUAGCUUCCACACUAAGAGUGGUGCAGAGCUUGCCGGGAAGCAAGUUCAUGCUCUAGGGAAGUAUUUAAGUAUAAGUUUAAUUUGGAGCUGCUUCAAGUGGUUCUUUAGUGGUAUUGGAGAUUCAUGCGGAUUUGACAACUUUCCUAGCUUUGGUUUGGCAUUGUUUAAGAACACGUUUUAUUUUGACUUCAGUCCAACAUAUGUUGGAUGUGGUCUUAUAUGUCCUCACAUAGUCAACUGCUCAGUUCUUUUUGGGGCUAUCUUAUCAUGGGGUUUUCUUUGGCCAUUAAUAUCCCAAUAUUCUGGGGUCUGGUAUCCAGCCGACCUUGGUAGCAAUGAUUUCAAAGGUCUUUAUGGAUAUAAGGUCUUUAUAUCCAUUGCCCUCAUCCUAGGGGAUGGUCUCUACAAUUUGAUCAAGAUUAUAGCCUGUACUCUCAAGGAACUAUCCAAUAAGAGUAGCAAACUGAGCAACCUUCCUGUUGUCGAAGAGGCCUUAGCAGGUGAUGAGAAUUCAGAAGUACCACUAGAGCAGAAAAAGAGGGAUGCAAUAUUUCUUAAGGAUAGGAUACCGACGUGGGUUGCCGGAGCUGGAUAUCUGGGCCUAGUUGUAAUCUCCACGGCAACGAUGCCAAUCAUCUUUCCACCUCUGAAAUGGUAUUUGGUUCUAUGCUCAUACAUCCUUGCUCCUGCCCUUGCCUUCUGCAACUCCUAUGGCACUGGCCUCACGGACUGGAGUUUAGCUUCAACUUAUGGGAAAAUUGGUCUUUUCAUCAUUGCGUCAUUAGUUGGAAGUGACGGUGGUGUUAUAGCUGGGUUAGCAGCUUGUGGGGUGAUGAUGACGAUUGUCGCUACUGCAGCUGAUCUCAUGCAAGACUUCAAGACAGGUUACCUCACUAUGUCCUCGGCCAAGUCUAUGUUUAUAAGCCAGUUAGUGGGAACAGCCAUGGGUUGUGUGAUUGCUCCGUUAACAUUCUGGUUGUUUUGGACUGCAUUUGAUAUCGGAUCACCUGAUGGUCCAUACAAGGCACCCUAUGCUGUAAUAUUCAGGGAAAUGGCAAUCCUAGGUAUCGAGGGCUUCUCUGAGCUCCCCAAGCAUUGCUUGGCUAUGUGCGUUGGUUUUUUUGUGGCAGCGCUAGUUAUAAACCUGCUGAGGGAUGUGUGUCCUAAGAAAAUAUCACAGUUCAUUCCGAUUCCAAUGGCAAUGGCAGUCCCAUUCUAUAUCGGAGCAUACUUUGCCAUCGACAUGUUUGUUGGGACAGUGAUAUUGUUCAUUUGGGAGCGAGUGAAUAGGAAGGAUGCGGAGGAUUAUGCAGGGGCAGUGGCUUCGGGUUUAAUAUGUGGUGAUGGGAUAUGGACAAUACCGUCGGCAGUCCUCUCAAUUUUCAAGGUCAAUCCACCCAUCUGCAUGUACUUCGGGCCUUCUUUGAGCAGAUGAGUUGAGCCACAUGCAGCACUGUAACACUAGUGAUUGUAAGUUCAAAAUUUGAGGUGUUGGGAGGUUUGGUUAGAUUUUGUAAAUUAGUACUCGAAGUAUGAUUCAUUACUCAGUUGGGGUGGUUCUUCUAGUUCCAUGUACAUUAAACAAACAAACGGUUGAAUGCUCCGAAAUUAACGAACCACAAGAUUGAAGUA